CAGGGCCUCCGCGUGAGCUGCGUGCCGGAGAGCCGGAGUGAGGCCGACUCACCAGAGGUGGCAGCAACAGGCCAGAUUCACUCUCUAGUCUCCUCCGGAUGCGGCCAAGCUGGUUUCCCACCGACUUUCAUUCGACACGGCACAGACAGGGACUGGGGUGAAAAGCCAUAAAGAUGGCGCUGGCUGUUCGUCUUUUUCCCCGAUUGCUGCUCGCUCCGCCGCUGCCCGGCGGGGCCGGCCGACCCCGGACUCCCCGUGGAGCCGAGGUGAGACCGCCGUUGGCUGAACUCUGCCGCUUCUGCCGCCGCCGCCUCGGCUCCGGACCGGUCCCGCUUCCUCGAGUCACUUGGGCCUCGGCGCUGCCCGCUCGGGGCCCGCAGCGUCCCCUGCUCAGCCCUCCGGGACUACCCGCAGCCCUCUCCGCUUUCCCUGCCUACCCCCGGCGCAGCUACAGCGCCGAGGAGCAGCCCCAGCCGCGCCAGAAAACCAAGAUGAUCAUUCUGGGAUUCUCCAACCCCAUCAACUGGGUUCGGACUCGAAUUUACGCUUUCCUGAUCUGGGCCUAUUUCGACCAAGAGUUCAGCAUCGCAGAAUUCUCUGAGGGAGCGAAGCAGGCUUUUGCUCAUGUGUCCAAGUUGCUGUCACAAUGCAAAUUUGAUCUAUUGGAAGAACUUGUGGCCAAAGAGGUGCUACAUGUAUUGAAGGAAAAGGUUACUUCAUUACCUGAUAACCAUAAAAAUGCCCUUGCUGCUGACAUAGAUGAGAUUGUAUACACAUCAACAGGAGACAUCUCCAUUUACUAUGAUGAGAAAGGAAGGAAGUUUGUUAACAUCCUGAUGUGCUUUUGGUAUCUAACCAGUGCCAACAUCCCCAGUGAAACUUUAAGUGGAGCCAGUGUAUUCCAGGUUAAAUUGGGAGAUCAGAACGUGGAAACUAAACAACUUCUUAGUGCAAGCUAUGAAUUUCAGAGGGAGUUUACACAAGGAGUAAAGCCUGACUGGACCAUCGCACGGAUUGAACACUCAAAGUUAUUAGAAUGAUCUUUCUUGAAAAAUCAGCUUGUUGGACUUUUGGCAAUUACUAGGAAAAAUUAAGGAAAAAACCAUUUUGGAUCAGUUGAUCUUCACAUAGUCAAGUCUGUGGAUCACUUUUGUAUUAUUUUGAAAUAUUCCUUGUAGUAUAUUGGCAUGGUACAGUAAAGCCUUUUCCACAGAUUAUUAUCACCUUCUAUAAAAGAGAUCAAAGUAAAAAAACUACAACAGCUCA
This is a messenger RNA of Prionailurus viverrinus (fishing cat), 1266 nucleotides long. It is a transcript of the gene MAIP1, whose product is annotated as matrix AAA peptidase interacting protein 1. Gene Ontology annotation, biological process: inner mitochondrial membrane organization; protein insertion into mitochondrial inner membrane from matrix. Gene Ontology annotation, cellular component: mitochondrial inner membrane. NCBI's taxonomy places the organism in Eukaryota, Metazoa, Chordata, Mammalia, Carnivora, Felidae. Gene Ontology annotation, molecular function: ribosome binding. The coding region runs from base 174 to 1040 and encodes 288 amino acids. The record is from RefSeq and is a predicted model, not a curated record. The transcript has 5 exons.